This is a messenger RNA of Hymenoscyphus albidus, 1653 nucleotides long. NCBI's taxonomy places the organism in Eukaryota, Fungi, Ascomycota, Leotiomycetes, Helotiales, Helotiaceae. The record is from the annotation of a GenBank genome assembly.
UCGCCAACCGCAGAUUUACCGUGUCGCGUCGACUUUUCGCAAGGCGGCAAGGCGAGCUCCAUCUCACGACAACUUCGACGACAUCUAUGUGCCAUCUCGAAGCAAUUUCUUUGCAUUUUCCAAUCUCAAGCCAUCAGUUCGUUCCCAUCUAAUAGUUUCCGUCGAAAUAAUGGUACAAAUCAGCGAGGUCAAGGGCAAUGCUCGCGACAAUCGUACCGCAGCCCAUACACACAUCAAAGGUCUAGGUCUCAAGCCAGAUGGAACGGCAGAAAAACAGGCUGGCGGAUUUGUGGGACAAGCUGAAGCCCGAGAGGUAGGACCUCAAUCGAAGUUUUUUGGUCGUUACUAAUGAUCAUGGUUCAAUAGGCUUGCGGUGUUGUGGUCGACUUGAUUAGAGCGCAAAAGAUGGCUGGCAGAGCUAUAUUGCUGGCAGGUGGUCCAGGGACUGGAAAAACGGCUCUGGCUCUCGCCAUAAGCCAGGAACUCGGAACGAAAGUGCCAUUUUGCCCAAUCGUGGGAAGCGAAUUAUACUCGACAGAAGUCAAGAAGACCGAAGCCUUGAUGGAAAACUUCCGCAGAGCCAUUGGACUCAAAGUCAGAGAGACGAAGGAGGUUUACGAAGGAGAGGUUACAGAGCUUACACCUGAAGAGGCGGAAAAUCCCCUUGGCAGUUAUGGCAAAACAAUCAGCACCUUGUUAAUUGGACUGAAGAGCGCAAAGGGCCAAAAGAAGCUUCGGUUAGACCCGAGUAUUUACGAAGCUAUACAGAAGGAAAGAGUCACGGUUGGCGAUGUCAUAUAUAUCGAGGCAAAUACCGGAGCUUGCAAACGUGUUGGCAGAUCUGAUGCAUACGCGACGGAAUUUGAUCUGGAAGCCGAGGAGUAUGUUCCAAUACCCAAAGGCGAGGUUCAUAAGAAAAAGGAAAUAGUUCAGGAUGUUACAUUACAUGAUCUCGACAUUGCCAACGCGCGACCCCAAGGCGGACAGGAUAUCAUGAGUAUGAUGGGCCAAUUAAUGAAACCAAAAAUGACCGAAAUCACCGAGAAACUAAGGAGUGAAAUCAACAAGGUGGUCAAUAAAUACAUUGAUCAAGGUGUUGCUGAACUUGUUCCUGGUGUUCUCUUCAUCGACGAGGUAUGAAGUAUGCUGAAAUCAUUUCGCACUGGAGGCUAACUUUCAGCUAGGUUCACAUGUUGGAUAUCGAGUGCUUUACAUAUCUCAACCGUGCGCUGGAGUCGAGUAUUUCCCCCAUCGUUAUUCUUGCUUCAAACCGGGGCAUGUGCACGAUCCGUGGGACUGAGGACUUAAUUUCGGCGCACGGUAUUCCUCCUGAUCUUCUUGCCCGCCUGCUGAUUAUUCCAACCAACCAGUACGAGGCAGACGAAAUCAAAAGAAUCAUCAAAAUUCGGGUACAGGUCGAAGGCUUAGCGAUUACUGAAGCUGCGCUGGAAAAGAUUGCAGACCAUGGUACGCGCAUAAGCUUGAGGUAUGCACUGCAGCUCCUUACGCCCUCUAGCAUUCUUGCGCGGGUAAGCGGUCGCAAUCAGAUUGAUGUUGCGGAUGUGGGAGAAUGCGAGGACUUGUUUAUUGACACCCGGAGGAGUGCGGCCAUCGUGAAUGGCGCAGCUGGUGCUCACUUCAUUUCAUAGAAGG